GCGCAUUUAUCUGAACAUCAGCAGUUUUCACUAGCAACUGACUACAUUGCAUUGUACAUGUAAUGAAAAUGGAUUCUAGUCAGUUUUGGCUUCCUCCAGGAGUGAAAUGGUGUCGUCUCAAUCGUGGUGAUCCACUGUACCUACUGCUCGCCCCGUGGAUAGCGCUGGGCUUGUUACUGCUGAGGGCAUUUGUGGAAGAUGGGUUGCUGGCGCCUAUGGGGAAGUGGCUGGCUAUAUCUGACAGGUCCUGCACUACUCCUCAGCUGCAACCAAAACUAGAGAAGGUCUUCAAGUUAGCAAAGCAUCCAUCCAAGGAUCUGAUUUCCUCAUUGGCUAAAGAGAUAGGUUGGACACAGUACAAAGUUCAUAGUUGGUUCUGGAGGGCACGCAAUCACAAGAAGGUAUCACUGCUCACAAAGUUUAAGGAGACAGGGUGGAGAUUCUUGGCCUACUUAUCUCUUGUGGUGUAUGGAUUGUGGGCCAAUCUCAAGGAGCCUUGUGUGUGGGAUCUAUCCACCUGUUACCAUGGCUACCCCACCACACCGCCUACUAAAGAGGUGCUCCUCUACUGGGCAUUUCAACUAGCAUUUUAUUGCUCCCUUUUAGUCUCCCACUUUAAAGACAUUCGCCGCAAGGACUUCUACCAGAUGUUUGUACACCACAUAACCACAUUAGCUCUGCUGACAUUUGCUUACACUGUCAACAUGCUGCAGACUGGCAUGCUCAUUGCAUUAGUCCAUGAUCUCUCUGAUGUUCCAUUGGAGUUGGCUAAGAUGCUCCAUUAUGCUUCCUAUGAGGGACUGGCACAAGCAUCAUUUGUUUUCUUCACUCUUAUGUUUAUUCUCACUCGCUUGGUUAUCCUACCCUUCUGGCUGAUAUGGAGUGUCGCCUUUGAUAUUCCUGCCCUCCUAGGAAGCUUCCCAGCCCUCUACCUGUUCACAGGUUGUCUACUGCUAUUGCAGAUGCUCCACUUGUAUUGGUUCAAACUGAUUGCAACGAUGGUAUGGGAUCUGAUGUCUAAAAAGGAGAUGAAAGGAGACACCAGAAGUGACUCUGAGCUAUCAGAUUGCAACCUGAGCUCCAUAGACAGUCAUAGCAAUGGACUGCAAUGUGAAAGAAAAAAAUCAAUUUAAUCAAUUGAAUAUGCCAUCAAAGUAUAUGGACUAUAAUAGUACCAGAUAACAGUAUAUAUACAAUAGCUACUUUGUGCUGCACACAAUGCAUGUACACUUUAGGCCUUUAUAGUCACAAGGUUACAGCACACCUAUAAUUAUUCAUCUUUUUAUGAUUGUAUUUAUUCCCAUUCCAUCAAAAGUUAUCACGACAACCAUCA
Molecule: messenger RNA, 1333 nt
Organism: Halichondria panicea
Lineage: Eukaryota; Metazoa; Porifera; Demospongiae; Suberitida; Halichondriidae
Product: ceramide synthase 5-like
Exons: 8
Coding region: 63-1133 (356 amino acids)
Biological process (GO): ceramide biosynthetic process
Cellular component (GO): membrane
Molecular function (GO): DNA binding; sphingosine N-acyltransferase activity
Source: RefSeq, a predicted model, not a curated record